Messenger RNA from Carlito syrichta (Philippine tarsier), 2385 nucleotides. Its product is annotated as NADPH--cytochrome P450 reductase. The record is from RefSeq and is a predicted model, not a curated record. Gene Ontology annotation, cellular component: cytosol. Gene Ontology annotation, molecular function: FMN binding; NADPH-hemoprotein reductase activity; flavin adenine dinucleotide binding. The transcript is spliced from 16 exons. The coding region runs from base 15 to 2048 and encodes 677 amino acids. Gene Ontology annotation, biological process: response to hormone. NCBI's taxonomy places the organism in Eukaryota, Metazoa, Chordata, Mammalia, Primates, Tarsiidae.
GUUUGGUGAUCGACAUGGGGGACUCCCAAAUGGACUCCAGCUCCACGGUGUCUGAGGCGGCGGCCGAAGAAGUGUCUCUCUUCAGCAUGACAGACAUGAUCCUGUUUUCACUCAUUGUGGGUCUCCUGACCUACUGGUUCCUCUUUAGAAAGAAAAAAGAAGAAGUCCCCGAGUUCACCAAAAUUCAGACAUUGACCUCCUCUGUCAAAGAGAGCAGCUUCGUGGAAAAGAUGAAGAAAACGGGGAGGAACAUCGUCGUGUUCUACGGCUCCCAGACAGGGACUGCCGAGGAGUUUGCCAACCGCUUAUCCAAGGACGCACACCGCUAUGGCAUGCGGGGCAUGGCAGCAGACCCCGAGGAAUAUGACUUGGCCGACCUGAGCAGCCUGCCAGAGAUCGACAACUCCCUGGUAGUUUUCUGCAUGGCCACCUACGGUGAGGGGGACCCCACUGACAAUGCCCAGGACUUCUAUGACUGGCUCCAGGAGACGGACGUGGAUCUCUCGGGGGUCAAGUUUGCGGUUUUUGGUCUGGGGAACAAGACCUACGAGCACUUCAAUGCCAUGGGCAAGUAUGUGGACAAGCGGCUGGAACAGCUCGGCGCCCAGCGCAUCUUUGAGCUGGGGAUGGGUGAUGAUGACGGGAACUUGGAAGAGGAUUUCAUCACUUGGCGAGAGCAGUUCUGGCCGGCCGUGUGCGAGCACUUUGGGGUGGAAGCCACUGGGGAGGAGUCCAGCAUUCGCCAGUAUGAGCUUGUGGUCCACACUGAUAUGGACGUGGCCAAGGUGUACACGGGUGAGAUGGGCCGGCUGAAGAGCUACGAGAACCAGAAACCCCCCUUUGAUGCCAAGAAUCCAUUCUUGGCUGCAGUCACCACCAACCGGAAGCUGAACCAGGGGGCUGAGCGACACUUCAUGCACCUGGAGUUGGACAUCUCCGAUUCCAAGAUCAGGUAUGAGUCUGGGGACCAUGUGGCUGUCUACCCGGCCAACGACUCUGCCCUCGUCAGCCAGCUGGGGGAGAUCCUGGGUGCUGACCUGGAUGCGGUCAUCUCCUUGAACAAUAUUGAUGAGGAGUCCAACAAGAAGCACCCGUUCCCCUGCCCCACCUCCUACCGCACGGCCCUCACCUACUACCUGGACAUCACCAACCCGCCACGCACCAACGUGCUCUACGAGCUGGCCCAGUACGCCUCGGAGCCCUCCGAGCAGGAGCACCUGCGCAAGAUGGCCUCCUCCUCGGGCGAGGGCAAGGAGCUGUACCUGAGCUGGGUGGUGGAGGCUCGGCGGCACAUCCUGGCCAUCCUCCAGGACUGCCGGUCCCUGCGGCCCCCCGUCGACCACCUGUGUGAGCUGCUGCCUCGCCUGCAGGCCCGCUACUACUCCAUCGCCUCGUCCUCCAAGGUGCACCCCAACUCCGUGCACAUCUGUGCCGUGGCCGUGGAGUACGAAACCAAGACGGGCCGCACCGGCAAGGGCGUGGCCACCACCUGGCUGCGGGCCAAGGAGCCGGCCCCAGAGAACGGCCGGCGGGCCCUCGUGCCCAUGUUCGUGCGCAAGUCCCAGUUCCGCCUGCCCUUCAAGGCCACCACACCCGUCGUCAUGGUGGGCCCCGGCACCGGGGUGGCCCCCUUCCUCGGCUUCAUCCAGGAGCGGGCCUGGCUGCGGCAGCAGGGCAAGGAGGUGGGCGAGACGCUGCUCUACUACGGCUGCCGCCGGUCGGACGAGGACUACCUGUACCGCGAGGAGCUGGCGCAGUUCCAGAAGGAGGGGGCCCUCACCCACCUCAACGUGGCCUUCUCCCGGGAGCAGCCCCAGAAGGUGAGGCGCGCAGGCCGCUCGGGCAGGCGCGAGCACCUGUGGAAGCUGGUCCACGAGGGGGGCGCCCACAUCUACGUCUGCGGGGAUGCUCGGAACAUGGCCAGGGACGUGCAGAACACCUUCUGCGACAUCGUGGCUGAGCUUGGCGCCAUGGAACAUGCCCAAGCCGUGGACUACGUCAAGAAGCUGAUGACCAAGGGCCGCUACUCGCUGGAUGUGUGGAGCUAGGACUGCCCGGCCCCGGCCCGGCCCCACGCCCCCCAGCCUCGCGGCCCCGUGUAAUCGCUCUCCUCACUCCCUUCUGCCCGCGUCCUGGGCUGCGCAGGCCCCGCGGCAGAGACUCCUCCGGGCCUGGGUGUACCCUGAGCCCCCGGCCAGCCCAGGUCCGCCGGCCCCCGGAGCCCAGCCCCAGGGCCCGCACUUUGGGGUGCCUCAGGCCCUCGGGGGCCGAACAGAAGGGGCGCUUUCUCUGCUGAGCUGGGCCUGGCCCCUCCAUGUGAUUUUCAAUGAGUGUAAAUAAUUUUAAAUAACCUCUGGCCCUUGGAAUAAAAUGCUGUUUUCUGUA